UUAUUUUCAUUUGUUUUGAAAUUGAGAGUAAAAAAAUUCCGGCGGCGAGAGACGCAGAAGCUCUUAUAAUUGUUCAAUAAAUUAACAAAGAAUAAACCACGUAUCAUCAAAUUGGUUUAAAAAUAAAAUUGCCAGUUAAUAGAAUUUUGUUAUUAUUUUUGUAGUUUGUAUUAAAACAUAAAAGCAUUUCCUGUGUUGUUUGAAUCAUGAGUGAAAGAGAAUUCAAAAAUCCUUACCAAGACUAUGAUGAAAGUUUCAAAAUAUAUGAUCAUGACACUGGCAGGUUGAUAAAUGAAAUUGAAGGUCCUUUGACAGAGAAUGUAUUCAUCUUGCUUCAAACUCUGGAAAAACACCUGGCUUCUGAUAUUGAUUGGUCUGACUCCAGCGUCUACACAGGAACUUCUGGCAUUGCAUUGUUGUACCUUCGCUUUCUGGAUAUAAAAAUAAUUGAAGGGAAAGCUGGGAAGAAAGACUUUUUGAAGGAUGCCCUGUCUUAUGUGGAGCCUGUAAUUCCCUACCUUAAAAAGAAGAGAUUCUCUUUCCUAUGUGGUGUACCUGGACCUCUGGCCAUUGCUUCAGUUCUUUUCCAUCUCAAAGGACAAUAUAAAGAGAGCAUAGAUCUUGCUAGGAGAUUGGAAAAUUUGGAACGGGAUGUAUGUUCCCCUUCAAGUGAUUGUCCAGAUGAACUUCUGUAUGGUAGAGCUGGAUUUCUUUUUGCUCUACUCUUUCUUCAAAAGUACCUCCCAGGCCCUGAUGAAUUCCGAGAAAACACUAUCAAAGAAGUAGUAAGUGCUAUUCUAGCUUCUGGACAGCGUAUGGCCAAGAAAUUCAAGAACACACGUAAGAUUCCCCUUUAUUAUGAGUGGCAUGAGAAGGCAUACCUUGGAGCAGCUCAUGGGUUUGCUGGAAUUCUUUACAUGCUACUUCAAGCAAAACAGUAUCUUAAUCAAGAGCAGUUGGACACUCUGAUCCGUCCAACAAUUGAUUUCAUUGUGAGCCAGCAAUAUCCUUCAGGGAAUUUUCCAUCUUCUUUGGGGAGUCCUAGUGACCGUCUUGUACACUGGUGCCAUGGAGCACCUGGAGUGGUGCACCUCUUACUUCUUGCUCAUGAAACGUUUCCUGACGAUACCAAAUACUUAGAAAGUGCAAAACGCUGCAGUGAUGUCAUCUGGCAACGAGGACUUUUAAAGAAGGGCUAUGGCAUCUGUCAUGGAGUUGCUGGCAAUGGCUAUGCACAACUUAGACUCUUUCAAAUCACUAAAGAUGUCAAAUAUUUGUAUAGAGCUGUUAAGUUUGCUGAAUGGUGUUUCGAUUAUGGGAAGCAUGGAUGCCGCACUCCCGAUAGACCAUUAUCUUUAUUUGAAGGUUUUGCUGGUACUAUCUAUUAUCUUUUGGAUUUGUUGGAUCCUCUACAUUCAGCUUUUCCUGCAUUCCAACUUUUCUGAAACAUUUGUAUAUGGACAUUUGAUCAAUAAAUCUCAUAUCUCUAACUGGAAUGGCUUAACGCUCUCA
Messenger RNA from Argiope bruennichi, 1512 nucleotides. RefSeq names its product lanC-like protein 2. Gene Ontology annotation, cellular component: plasma membrane. Bases 207 to 1445 code for a protein of 412 amino acids. Lineage: Eukaryota; Metazoa; Arthropoda; Arachnida; Araneae; Araneidae. The transcript is spliced from 10 exons. Gene Ontology annotation, biological process: peptide modification; carbohydrate metabolic process. The record is from RefSeq and is a predicted model, not a curated record.